Messenger RNA from Glycine soja, 2920 nucleotides. Its product is annotated as pre-mRNA-processing factor 39-like. Gene Ontology annotation, biological process: RNA processing; mRNA 5'-splice site recognition. Gene Ontology annotation, molecular function: protein binding. Gene Ontology annotation, cellular component: U1 snRNP; U2-type prespliceosome; commitment complex. The transcript is spliced from 14 exons. The coding region runs from base 219 to 2708 and encodes 829 amino acids. The record is from RefSeq and is a predicted model, not a curated record. Lineage: Eukaryota; Viridiplantae; Streptophyta; Magnoliopsida; Fabales; Fabaceae.
UCAUGCGCCAUGGAGCCGCCAACUUCUCCGGUAUAUAAAAACGGCACUCAUGUUUUUAUUGCCCUACUUCGCUAAUUCCAUCCAAUUCCAAUUCUCGAUUUACCACCAAAAACAGCCACCCGAGGUUUCAAUUUCGCUAAGAAACAAAGAGAGGUUCUAUCUCUUCUCUGCGACGACGCCGUUUCUCUCGCUUGAGGUAAAGACCUUUUUGUUCAAGCAUGGGAGAUAGCGAAGCGGUGGUUACGGAAGCAUCUGCUGCUGAGGCAUAUGCUUCGGCUGGUUAUGCUGAGACCGGGUCGAAUCCUGCUCCCGAGGCAGGUGCUACUGUUGAUCAAUCUGCUGGAGAAGCUGCUCAGGCCAGUUCAACUUAUGGUUAUGGUUAUUCUAAUGUUGGUGACGUGAAUUCGUAUGCUGGGGAUCCGAAUUCCAUCCUACAGCAAGCUCAAUUCAGUGCAACUGGUGAGUCCAAGCCAGCUGGUGGAGCGGCUGAUUCUAACGAGGCCUCUGCUGGGGUUGGAAGCACAGCUGCUGACUCUACUAUGGUAUCUGACUACAAUUCGUCUGUAAAUGAUGGUGUUGCCGGUGCAGUGACAAAUACUUCUGGACUUGAAAACGGGAAUGCGUUGGAGAAUGCUGAUGGGUCGGCUGAUGAGAAACAGCAAGCAGAUGGUUAUGCAGCUGCCUUGUCUGCUGAAGAAGAUCGACUGUGGAAUAUAGUGAGAGCUAAUUCUUUAGAUUUCACUGCCUGGACUUCCUUGAUUGAAGAGACAGAGAAGGCAGCAGAGGACAAUAUUUUGAAGAUUCGAAGAGUCUAUGAUGCUUUUCUAGCAGAAUUUCCCUUGUGCUAUGGUUAUUGGAAGAAAUAUGCUGACCAUGAGGCACGCCUUGGCUCUAUUGAUAAAGUUGUCGAAGUCUACGAGCGUGCGGUUCAAGGGGUUACAUAUUCAGUGGACAUGUGGUUGCAUUAUUGCAUAUUUGCUAUAACCACAUAUGGGGAUCCAGACACUGUUCGUAGGCUUUUUGAACGAGGAUUAGCUUAUGUUGGAACAGAUUAUCUUUCUUUUCCCCUCUGGGAUAAAUACAUUGAAUAUGAGUAUAUGCAGCAGGACUGGGCCCGCCUUGCCGUGAUCUACACCAGAAUAUUAGAGAACCCAAAUCAACAAUUAGAUCGGUAUUUCAGCAGCUUCAAAGAGUUAGCUGGAAAUCGACCUUUAUCAGAGUUACGAACUGCUGAUGAAGCUGCUGCAGUGGCAGGAGUUGCUUCAGAGGCUACUGGCCAAGCUACUGAGGGAGAGGUUCAUCCUGAUGGUGCAGAGCGUUCUCCUAAAUCUGUAAGUGCUGGCUUAACAGAAGCAGAAGAGUUGGAGAAGUAUAUCGCCAUUAGAGAAGAGAUGUAUAAGAAAGCUAAAGAGUUCGAUUCUAAGAUCAUUGGUUUUGAAACAGCUAUCAGGAGGCCCUACUUUCAUGUACGGCCCCUCAAUGUUGGAGAGCUUGAGAAUUGGCAUAACUAUCUGGACUUUAUAGAAAGGGAGGGUGACUUGAGCAAGAUUGUCAAGUUGUAUGAGAGAUGUGUCAUUGCAUGUGCCAAUUAUCCUGAGUAUUGGAUACGCUAUGUUUUGUGUAUGGAAGCCAGUGGAAGCAUGGAUCUUGCAAAUAAUGUUCUUGCUCGGGCAACCCAAGUCUUUGUUAAGAGACAACCAGAGAUACAUAUUUUUUGUGCUCGGUUCAAGGAGCAGACUGGAGAUAUAGAUGGUGCUAGAGCUGCAUAUCAACUUGUGCAUACUGAAACUUCUCCUGGUCUUCUUGAAGCAAUUAUCAAACAUGCCAAUAUGGAAUACCGACUGGAAAAAAUGGAGGAUGCCUUCUCUUUGUAUGAACAGGCCAUUGCCAUUGAGAAAGGAAAAGAACAUUCACAAACAUUGCCGAUGUUGUUUGCUCAAUAUUCUCGAUUUGUAUAUUUGGCUUCUGGGAAUGCAGAGAAGGCAAGGCAGAUUCUAGUUGAGGGGCUUGAGAAUGUUUUGUUGUCAAAGCCACUACUUGAGGCUAUAUUGCAUUUUGAGGCUAUUCAACCCUUGCCAAAGCGUGUUGAUAUUGACUUUCUGGAGUCAUGGGUUGUCAAAUUCAUAAUGCCUAACUCAGAGAGUCCUGGUGUAGCAAGUGCAACAGAGCGUGAGGAACUUUCUAGUAUUUUUCUGGAGUUUUUAAAUCUCUUUGGUGAUGUUCAAUCUAUCAAGAGGGCUGAAGAUAGGCAUGCCAAAUUGUUUUUGCCACACAGAAGCAUGUCAGAGUUGAAAAAACGUCAUGCUGAGGAUUUCUUAGCUUCAGACAAAACAAAAGCGCCGAGAUCUUAUUCUGCUCAAUCACCUGCCCAAUCUGGGAUGGGUGCAUAUCCAAAUGCACAGAACCAGUGGUCUAAUUAUGGAGUUCAACCUCAAACUUGGCCUCCAGUUACACAAGCACAAGGGCAACAAUGGACUGCUGGCUACACCCAACAGGCUUCCUACGGGGCUUAUGCUGGAUAUGGGGGCAACUAUGCGAAUUCUCAAUUGCCUACAUCAGUUCCACAAAGUACUGCAUACGGAGCCUAUCCUCCUGCAUAUCCUGCACAGCCGGCGGUUCCUCAACAAAACUAUGCACAACCUGUGGCUGCAGCCCCUGCACAGCAACCUGCUGCGGUUCCUCAAGCCUAUUACGGGAGUUAUUAUUGAGCUGACAAAAUGAGAUGGCCACUGUUUUCCCUUCCUGUAAUGUUUUUUUUUCCUUCAUAUUAUAGGUAAUUUGAUGAUAUUAGGGAAUCUGGAGUAUAGGUGUAGUGUAAACUUUCAAGUUAUACUACUGAAGAUAGAAAAUCAUUUUGACUAAUUCGCAAUUGUAUUUUAGCUAUUUUGAUGUACAUUUUUUUUUUGUUAUUUUCUUUUCA